AACUUAAGAAAAUUACGUAGCAUAUGAUUAUCCUAUCAAUAAAUAAAGAGGAAGUGUCAAUUACGGGUUACGGGCCUGCUAUCCCAUACGCGGCACUUGAAUUAUUAGCUGUUUAGUAAACAUGCAAGCUUUUUUUCUGAUUUUCUUUGGUUUAAUGGUUUUUGCAGAAGUAAUUGAAGAGAAAACAGCAGUUCUUAUCCUCGCCAGAGGUGGAUCAAAAGGCAUACGUUUAAAGAAUCUGCAAGCAGUAGGUGGGUCAAGUUUACUAAAUCGCGCAAUCCAUACGGCUAAGAUUGCUGGAAUUCAGGAUGUGACUGUGUCAACGGAUCAUCCACUUAUAGCUCUAGAAAGCAUCAAAAGUGGAGCUAGAGUUUUUCACAGAAGUCCAAUCACAGCAACUGAUUCGGCCCCAUCCAUUUGGGGAACACUUGAGUUUUUAAGCAGCAAACCUCAUGUUGAGAUACUUAUACUACUCCAAGCGACUUCGCCCUUUGUAGAGUCAACCAAUUUGAUAGGUGCUUUGCGAAAGUUAACCUUUCCAAUUCCUUUUGAUUGUAUAUUUUCUGCUACAAGAAGUUAUAAGCUCCGCUGGAAACCUGUGGAUAUUGGAGUAACCCCAAUAAAUUUUGACCCUAACGCUAGACCUCGAAGGCAGGACUGGAGUGGAGAAUUAUUAGAAACUGGAGCAUUUUAUAUAGCUCGCAGAAAUGUUAUUAUGAGCGGAUCAUUUCAAAACAACAAGUAA
Messenger RNA from Cydia fagiglandana, 745 nucleotides. It is a transcript of the gene Csas, whose product is annotated as N-acylneuraminate cytidylyltransferase. Bases 122 to 745 code for a protein of 207 amino acids. The record is from RefSeq and is a predicted model, not a curated record. Lineage: Eukaryota; Metazoa; Arthropoda; Insecta; Lepidoptera; Tortricidae. The transcript has 4 exons. Gene Ontology annotation, molecular function: N-acylneuraminate cytidylyltransferase activity.